This is a messenger RNA of Coprinopsis cinerea okayama7#130, 1377 nucleotides long. RefSeq lists its product as hypothetical. NCBI's taxonomy places the organism in Eukaryota, Fungi, Basidiomycota, Agaricomycetes, Agaricales, Psathyrellaceae. The record is from RefSeq and is a predicted model, not a curated record. The transcript has 7 exons. The coding region runs from base 1 to 1377 and encodes 458 amino acids.
AUGCCACCAACCCCGACCCGAACAUCGUCUCGCCGCGCCAGCGCAGGAACGAAGAGGAAGAAUUACGCCGAGGACGAGGACCACAGCGACGAACAGGCUACUUCACCAACGCGCAAAUCUGCUCGGGCAAGAACUGUCAAGUCGAAGGCGAGCAAGAAGGAAUAUGAUAGUGAUAAUUUGGACGAGGAUGAGGAUGAGGAGGUGAAGGCGGUGAAGAAGAAUUCACCUAGGAAGAGGCGCAGGGUUGGAGAAGACAAGGAAGAGGAUGCAGACGGGAAGGAAGAGGAGUUGAAGGAAGAGAAAGCUAGAGCAUCAGCUAGUUCAACUAGGAAAGGUACGCUCGUCCUAUCCUUUUUCUCUCCCAUACAACAGCGAAAUGAAACGAUUGGUUCUCGGUUCACCCCAGCCCCCUCUCGCAAGAAGGCCAAACCUACAUACGACAGCGACGCUCUAGACGACGAAUCCGCUCAGGAAGAGGAUAAUUCAGAGUAUGACGAAGUGGAUGACGACGACAAAGAAGAGGCGAAACCCAAGUCCAAGUCCAAGCCGAAUCCAGCCUCCAGAUCACCAGCGAAGACCAAGAGCAAGUACUUCUCACCUCGGAAGAAGACCGCAUCCUCCAAAGCCAAGGAUGAAGACGAGGACGAGGAGUUUGACGAUGUGGAUUUGAAAGAGGGCCAGGAAGUCGUUGGAGCGGUCGUACAGGCUCCAACCACCGGGCGAGUCCCGCCAGGCCGGAUAUCCCAGAACACCCUGGACUUCCUGACGCAUUUGAAGGACCCGGCGUGUAACGAUCGGACAUGGUUCAGGCUACAUGGUACGCGUCGCCCCAUCGAUCUCCUCCCGUUCUCAAGACUCACUGACGAUCUUCUCUUCCUGAAUUGCUUCAUAUUUCCGCCUUCUGAACCCGUCUACCGCGUCGCCGAAAAGGAGUGGAAAGACUUUGUGGAGAAGUGGCAGGACGAGUUGAUGGCAGUGGACCCGCAGAUCCCGCAGUUACCGACGAAGGAUGUGAUUCAUAGGAUAUAUCGCGAUAUACGUUUCAGUAAUGACAAGACGCCUUAUAAACGCGGGUUUUCGGCUACAUUUUCUCGAGGUGGGAGGAAGGGUGUCUUUGCGAAAUUGAAACCUGGUGAUGAAAGUUUUAUUGCUGCUGGGUUGUGGUGUCCAGGGCGGAACGAGUUGGCUAAUAUCAGGAUCCUUUCUGCGCCUGGGUUUGUAGAGCUUUUUGGGAAACCGGAGCCCCAUCCCAAAGGAGCGAGGCAGAGUAUUUUUGGGCAUGAGGAUGAGUUGAAGGUUGCGCCUAAGGGGGUUGAUAAGAACCACAAGUACGUGUUGAUAUUCAAUCUUCACCUGUGUUCGAUUGUACAACGAUAA